UUGGCAAGAUUUUUAUCGAUGUAGGGGGACACGUGGAAAAUUUAUUUUCAUUUUUGCAAAACAUUGGAUUUUUGAAGCCUAGAUUUUGGAUAAGGCCUAACUAAAUAGAUUAGCCUAAAGUUUAGGCCUAGUUUUAACCUGAAAUUUUCGCAGAUGGACUUAGCCUAAAUAUUAGGCCUAUUUUUAAGCUUGAAAUUUAGUCUAAAAGCUCAAAUUUUCUCCAGAAGUUAUCUAAGUUUAGGCUGAUUUUAGGCCUAUCUGAAAAAGCCUCAAUUUUUCGACCGGGCCUAGACUUAGCCUAUAUCUAAGGCCUAACUAACUAAGUAGCUUAGGUUUAGGCUUAUCCUAAAGUUUAGGCCUAUUAGUAAGCCUAAGCCUAAACCUGAAAUCGCAUAUUUUUUAAAAAGCCUGGACGUAGCCUAAAUAUAAGGCCUAACUAAGUGGCUUAGGUUUAGGCCUAUUAUUAAGCCUAAGCCUAAAAACUUGAAAUUUAGUCUAAAAAGCCUUCAAAGCUUCUCCAGAAAUUACCUAAAUUUAGGCUUUUUAGGCCUAUCCAUAGGCCCAAAAAGGCCCAUUUCCCUCAAAAUCCCUUAAUUUCUUCCAGUUUCGCCGGUCUUCGAAUCGCCGGUCUCUCGGGAAUCUACAAUCCGAAGGAAUUCAAUUUCGGUCACUACGAGCGGCCGCCAUUUUCGGGUUAUGGUGAUGUGGUGAGCGCGUAUCAUGUCAGAAAUUUGGAUCAUUUUCGGCUGCGACAAUUGAGACCCAAAGAUGACGAUAAAUCGGGGGUAAUUUUUUUUUGAUCUACGCAAAAUCUGCUUCAAAAUGAUACCAAAUUUGGCGCCAAAACUUUGGAGUACUGUAGGUCAACGUUUCGCGCUCAAAAUUGGACAUAUUUCGGGCUAGAUACAGUAACCCUAAAUUUUGAUCUACAGUAGCUCAAAUUUUGGCGCACAAUUCUGAUAUACCGUAUCUCUAGCUUAAAAAUGAUACCGAAUUUGGCGCCAAAACUUUGAUCUACCCACAGUAAUCUAAGGUUUUCGCGCCAAAAUUCCACCUACAGUACCCCACUCCCGCAUUUGUUUUCAGAAUCCAAUCGAUAUAAUGAUAACUCACGAUUGGCCAGGCGGAAUUGCGGAUUACGGAGAUGUCGAGCACCUGUUCCGCAUCAAGAAAUUUUUAAAGUCGGUGAUUUUGGCGCCAAAAAAAUGGCCCGCGAAAUUCAAAAAUUCAAAAAAAUCGAAUUUUUUUUUGCAGAGACGACAUUCAAAGUGGAAAAUUGGGAAAUCCGGCGGCUGGAAAAUUAUUGCAUGUGAGUUGAGUACUGUAGCUCCCUUUAAAUUUGGGAUUGGAAAAUAGACCGAUGUCCCUUUGAAAAUUACUGUACCUCCCUUUAAAUAUGGGCUUGAAAAAUAGACCUUUGUCCCUUUGAAAAUUACUGUACCUCCCUUUAAAUAUGGGCUUGAAAAAUAGGCCUAUGUACCUUUAAAAAUUACUGUACCUCCCUUUAAAUAUGGGUUUGAAAAAUAGGCCGAUGUACCUUUAAAAAUUACUGUACCUCCCUUUAAAUAUGGGCUUGAAAAAUAUACCAAUGUCCCUUUAAAAAUUACUGUAGCUCCCUUUUAAAUAUAAAUAGACCUAUGUCCCUUUAAAAAUUACUGUAGCUCCCUUUAAAUAUAGGCUUGAAAAAUAGACCUAUGUUCCUUUGAAAAUUACUGUAUCUCCCUUUAAAUUUGGGACUCUUCAAAAAGAGUACUGUACCUCCCUUUAAAUCCCCCGAGUAUUUCCAGGAACUCCGUCCAAAAUACUGGCUCGCCGCGCAUCUCCACGUGGCAUACGCGGCACUCGUUCCGCACAAGGCUAGCGGCGACGCGCCGCGUCCGCAACCCACAAAAUUCCUCUCACUCGACAAACCCAUUCCGCAACGGCAAUUCUUGCAAGUUUUGGAUGUGGCGGUCGCGGAAGACGCGGAAAAGCGGCUGAGUUAUGAUGAGCAAUGGUUGGCGAUAUUGCGGACGACGGAUGCGUUUACGAGUGCAGAGCGGAAGGUUUGCGGAAGACGCAUUGCCACGUCAUAACUAAUUUCUCUUGAUUUUGCAGUCUGUCUACCUGCCCAACCCUGGCGAUAAAGAGGAGGAAAAUGGUACGCGGAAAGACUUCCGGCCGACUGCGGAAGACUUAGCGGAACUCCGCGCUCAAAUCGGCGCCGAAGCGGAAAAUUUGCACAUCAAAACCGACACAUUUCGACAGACGGCACCACCGCUGAAAUUGGUCACAGAACAGGCGAAAAUGGUGCCGAGCAGUGCGUAUUAUCGGUGAGAUUUUUGUAGCUACGCUUUUCACGUCAGCAAAAGGCUGUUCCCUAUGAUUUUUUUAAAUCUCCAUAUCUUUCUGAUAAUUUUGACACCAAACACGAAUAUAUUUCGAGAUGCACCAGAAAUGCGCCAGCAAACCCUAUAGAGAUUGCUGACGCGUUUGUGGUGCAUCUUCAAAUAUACCCGUGUUUGGUGUCAAACCAACCAGAAUAAUACGGAGAACUGUGAGAUGCUAUCCAAAACUUCCCAAACCCUUCACUGACGCAAAUUCGGUGCUGACGCGAUUUUUGUAGCUACGAUUUUCACGUCAGCAAAAGGUUAUGAUUUUCAUUAUCUCCAUGUCUUUCUGAUAAUUUUGGCACCAAACACGGGUAUAUUUGAGCUGCACCGCAAAUGCGCCAGCAACCCUCUAUAGCUAUUGCUGACGCAUUUCCGGUGCACCUCCAAAUAUACCCGUGUUUGGUGUCAAAAUGAUCAGAAUCCCAUGGAGAAUUUACAUUUUUCGCCCAAAUUGUUUGUUGACGCAUUUCCGGUGCUGACGCAAAUUUGGUAGCCCAGCUUGUUUGGUGUCAAAAAACGUGGAUUUUUUUUCUUCCAGAAACCCACAAACCGCCGAAUUUUGCCAGUGGCUUGGAAUCGGUGACCUCAACAAAAUGCUCAUCGAGCUUGAUCCGGGAAAUGUGGGCACGGCAUUUUAUUUGAGUGAAGGGGACGCGGAAACUUCGCAAGUCGCCGCAGAUUUUGGAGAUGAUGAUUUUGUGGUUGAUGAUUUUUCGGCGAACGUCGCGGAAGACGCGGAAGCGGAAGCGGAAGAACCGGAAGCGAAAAAGUCGCGCAAAGAUUCGCCGGUUUGA
Messenger RNA from Caenorhabditis angaria, 3166 nucleotides. Lineage: Eukaryota; Metazoa; Nematoda; Chromadorea; Rhabditida; Rhabditidae. The record is from the annotation of a GenBank genome assembly.